This is a messenger RNA of Plasmodium knowlesi strain H, 1131 nucleotides long. RefSeq names its product DnaJ protein, putative. Gene Ontology annotation, molecular function: Hsp70 protein binding. Bases 1 to 1131 code for a protein of 376 amino acids. NCBI's taxonomy places the organism in Eukaryota, Apicomplexa, Aconoidasida, Haemosporida, Plasmodiidae. The transcript has 5 exons. Gene Ontology annotation, biological process: cellular response to misfolded protein. The record is from RefSeq and is a predicted model, not a curated record. Gene Ontology annotation, cellular component: endoplasmic reticulum membrane.
AUGAUAGGGAACAAAGAAGACGCGUACGAAUGUUUCAAUCUGGCGAACCGAUACCUGAAGGCGGGGAAUUACAGCCAUGCGAAGAACCUUUUUCUUAAAUCCAAGCGCAUGUUCCCCGAUAUUGACAUUAGUGAGCAAGUGAAAAUAUGCGAAGAGGAAUUACGGAAGAGGGAAAACGCCGAAGCACAGAGCAACUCAAGCCACGCCAACGGAAACAACAAUAACAGUGAUAAUUACAACAGCACAACGUAUCGACCAAAUCAUAACAAUCUGCAUGAACGCCAUGUUGGGGCAAAGGAUGACGGCAUAGGAAGAAUAUUAAGGACAAACAAUUAUUACGAAAUUUUGGGCAUUCCAAAAAACAGCAAUGAUGAAACGAUUAGAGCUGCAUAUAAAAAACUGGCAAAGUUAUAUCACCCAGAUAAGAACAAAGAAAAAGGAACGGAAGAAGCUUUCAAAAAAGUUUCAAUAGCCUUUCAAAAUUUAAUAAAUAAAGAAAAAAGACACGAAUAUGACAACAAUUCAGAAACGGACCAUUCACAUCAUCAUCCAACGUAUAGAACGACACACUAUUAUUAUAAUGAUGAUAUGUUUACGCCUGAAGAUAUUUUUCGUAAUUUUUUUGGCAUCAAUUUUGCAACGUGUAAUAACAGAACGUUCAGGACAAAUAUGAACAACACCAGGGCCUAUACAAAUAGUAGCAAUAGUGCCAAUAGCCAACGGACUCAUUCCUUCAUUCAAAUUGCUAUAUUUUUUAUCAUGUUUGUUAUUUUUUUCUUAUCAAGUCAUUUCGAGCAGCCUAAGGCUAUCUACUCGCUCAAUAAAACGAGCUACUUUGAUACGCUAAAUUAUACGUCGUUGAACAAAGUACGAUUUUACACAAAGAAGACGUUUAAUUAUAAUUACCCGAAGAAUAGCCAUCCGCGUUUUCAAAUCGAGUACGAAGUUGAGUACAAAUAUUACGAGCACGAAUGUCAAAUGUUAACGAAGAAAAUAAAAAAUGAUUACUACCGGGAAAAAAACCAAUACCAAAAAAAAAUAAAUUACCACGAAAUUCCGGAAAGCUGUAUGAAGUUGAAAACGCUAGAGGACCAAUACAACAACUACAUCAUGAAGUUAAAAAGACGAUAG